Saitoella complicata NRRL Y-17804 is the source of this 600-nucleotide messenger RNA. RefSeq lists its product as uncharacterized. The coding region runs from base 1 to 600 and encodes 199 amino acids. Lineage: Eukaryota; Fungi; Ascomycota; Saitoellomycetes; Saitoellales; Saitoellaceae. The record is from RefSeq and is a predicted model, not a curated record. The transcript is spliced from 2 exons.
AUGGCUUUGGCCUUCGUACGUCCAGCAUGCAGUCACGGUGACAACCCCGCCUGCAUCUCAUACACCCAUUCUGAACUCAAGAUGGAAAACAAUCAGAAUAACGACAAUGACUUCAUGAACGAAGACCGUAUGCUGCAAGCCAUGGGUCUCCCGACAAACUUUGGUGGUAUGACGCGCAGCAAGCAGUCGUAUCGAGAGGAUGCCCAAACGGACGUGGUACAAGGCGAGGGGUCAACAGAGGAAGGACGUCAAGAGGGCAUGGGCGAUGAAGAACGCGAUUCAAAACGAGCAAGAACGCAUGACGAGGAGGACCCAUCGUCGGAAAAUCGCUGGAACGGUCGAGAUCGUGGAAGAGGGAGGGGCAGGGUCAGAGGUCGAGGCAGAGGGCAGGGUCGUGGUCGUGGUCGUGAACGAGGGAAAGACAGCUUCCGUCAUGCCCGCCGAGGGGAUACAGAGGGGCAUGGUGAGGACAAUGGUGAGGAGGGUGCAGGUGAACAUAUCCAGGGAGAACCGACACGUCCGACAGAAUAUGACAGGCACGUGGUGGAAGGCUUCAUCAACGAUUCUUUCUUCGAAGAUCCAUGGAAAGGUAUGUACUGA